Astyanax mexicanus (Mexican tetra) is the source of this 1557-nucleotide messenger RNA. It is a transcript of the gene dnaaf4, whose product is annotated as dynein axonemal assembly factor 4. NCBI's taxonomy places the organism in Eukaryota, Metazoa, Chordata, Actinopteri, Characiformes, Acestrorhamphidae. The transcript is spliced from 10 exons. Bases 254 to 1504 code for a protein of 416 amino acids. Gene Ontology annotation, molecular function: nuclear estrogen receptor binding. Gene Ontology annotation, biological process: heart development; outer dynein arm assembly; cilium movement. The record is from RefSeq and is a predicted model, not a curated record.
UUAGUGUUUGCUUAACCCCUCCCCUAACGACCACUGCGGCUUCAUAGCAACCACGCUAAACUGAGGGCUGGAGAGGUAAACGAGGGGCUGGAGAGUUAAACUAAGGACUGGAGAGUUAAACUGAGGGCUGGAGAGGUAAACGAGGGGCUGGAGAGUUAAACUAAGGACUGGAGAGUUAAACUGAGGGCUGGAGAGGUAAACGAGGGGCUGGAGAGUUUAACUGAGGGCUGGAGAGUUUAACUGAGGGCUGGAGAUGCCGCUGCUGGUAACGGACUACAGCUGGACGCAGACAGAGAGCACGGUGUACAUCAGCGUUCCGCUAAAGGGGGUGAAGCCGGCCAGAGUGGACGUUCUGUGUACAGAUGAGUAUCUGAAGGUUAGUUUUCCUCCAUUCCUGUGUGAACUGUUCCUUUCUCAGCCUGUAGAAGAGGAGAAAAGUGUGGCCAAACUCGGGAACGGUGCUGCAGUUUUCACUCUGCCCAAACAGACAGCAGGCCUGUGGGAGAAGCUCAGCAGAGAUGUGGACAAAAGCAAACAAAGGGAGAUUCGAGAAGAAGCUAUUCUCAAAACUCAGAACAAGGCUGUGGAGACCACCAAGGCAAGAGCCACAAAAAUUCAGCAGGACAAGAAAUACACAUUGGAGACCAUGAUGAAGCUUGAGGAAGAGGAGCGAGCAAGAAUUCAGAAGAUAAAAGAUGAAGAGUGUGCAAAAGCCUCAAUGGAACUGGAGGCAUGGAAAAAGAAUCAGAGAAGAUUAGCAGAGGAAGAGGAGGCCAGACGAAGGCUACAGGAACCCCCUGUACAGAAGAGUAGACCUGUUCAUCAGCAGAGAGAGCCAGAAAAAGCAUGUGUGAUGAGAGCCUCAAAUAACCCAAGCAAAACUGAAGGUCAGACCACCAGCAGAAACAUGCAGAAACAGAAGGAUCUACCUCCCCCCAGAUCAGCCGGCUGUAUUAAGAUCAGUUUCACUCCACGUGUUUUUUCAACUGCCUUACGGGAGUCCCGCGUACCUGAGGAAGAGGAGUGGCUGAGGAAGCAAGCAGAGGUCAGAAGGAUGGCGAAUGCUGAUCUGGCUCAGCUGGACGAUCUGAAGGAGGAAGAGAAGAACCCUGACUGGCUAAAAGACAAAGGAGAUAAAUUAUUCAGGACUGGUAAUUAUCAGGCAGCAGUUAAUGCCUAUGAUUUGGCCAUUAAACUCAACAGACGCAUUCCUGCCCUGUUCUCUAAUCGAGCUGCGUGUCACCUGAAGCUGAGAAACCUACACAAAGCCAUUGAAGACAGUUCUCAGGCUCUGGAGCUGCUGACCCCAGCCGUCACUGACAACGCAGCAGCCCGACUAAAGGCCCACGUGAGGAGAGGAACUGCUUUCUGUGAGCUGGAGCUGUAUGUGGAAGGACUUCAGGACUACCAUGCUGCUCUCAAGAUUGACCCGAACAACCAGGCUCUGCGGGCAGAUGCCGACAAGAUCCGAGAGAUCAUCCAAGGGACGAUGUCCAGUUCGUGAUGAGUGACAGUGUUGUCAGUGCUAUAAAUAAAUAGAGAAUCAAUAAGACUGCC